This is a messenger RNA of Enterobius vermicularis (human pinworm), 435 nucleotides long. NCBI's taxonomy places the organism in Eukaryota, Metazoa, Nematoda, Chromadorea, Rhabditida, Oxyuridae. The record is from the annotation of a GenBank genome assembly.
AUGACAAUUUUACAAUUGCAAAUUCAAUGAGUAUUUUUUUAUUUUCUAGUCCUACUUAUCUGUUAUAAACCGAUUCAUGCAGUUGGUGGAAUCGCUGGUUUAAAGGAGCUUACGGGUGAUACACCAUAUUUUGGUUUUGGUAAUCGAUGGGACUCUCCACCACGUGUCCUUGACGCUGGAGCUCAUUCAUUUCCGCUCUAUCACGGGGCGCCCAGCUACUAUCCAGGAACACCGAGCAUGUUUGGAGGAAUGGGACCUUUCCCUGGUAAUAUUUACUAUGGCUCUACUACACAAAUGUCCUAUGGACCCGUUCUUGGCCCUGGUAAUUUUGCACGAAGUGCUGGACCUUCCUUUGUAGCGAGACGACCGCAACCGUACCUAGGUGGAGGAGAAGGAAAGUACUAUACUGGCAAAGGAAAUGCUUACAUAAAUUAG